Molecule: messenger RNA, 3532 nt
Organism: Phalacrocorax carbo (great cormorant)
Lineage: Eukaryota; Metazoa; Chordata; Aves; Suliformes; Phalacrocoracidae
Source: RefSeq, a predicted model, not a curated record
GCGCGGCAGGGCGCGGGUUGGCGGCGGCCGCGGGGGCGCGGCCGGCGGGUGCGCCAUGGUGCGGCCCUGAGCGGAGCAUGGGGCGGCGGCUCCUCCGGGCGCUCCUCUGCUUUCUCCUCCUGGCCGGCCGUGGGCUGCUGCGGGACGGCGGCGCCUCCGCCACCGCCGCGCAUGGCUGCCUGUUUGACCGGAGGCUGUGCUCCCCCCAGGAGGUGUGCGUGCAGGAUGGGCUGUUUGGGCAGUGCCAGGUGGGCUCCAUGCAGGACAGACCCUACUUCCAGGUCACCUCUCCCGUGCUCCAGCGCCUGCAGGAUGUCCUGCGGCACCUCAUGGCACAAGGGCUCUCAUGGCAGGAUGGCAUCACCCAGUAUGUGAUCUCGCAGGAGAUGGAGCGCAUCCCUCGCCUCCGCCCGCCGCCCUCGCUGGAGCUGGUGGCCAGGGACAGGUUCCUGCCCCUCCGCAGCUCCCCCCGGCGAGCCCCGCUCCCCGUGGACCCUGGCCUGCCAGCAGCUCAGCAUCUGGGGCAGCCCCCGCCACUGCUGCCCUCCCCCCUGGUGCAGCGGUACCUGGAGCACCUCCUGCUGCCCCCCCCACCCCAGCUGGGCUACGAGGAGGCUCUGCUCAACCCCUACUCCUACCACAAGUUUGGCUACCAGGACAGUGCUCACCAGCUCCCCGGCGGCUCAGCCAGGCAGAGCCCUGAGACCACCUCGCUGCUAGGCCGGGUCCCUGCCCAGGCCCUUUUCGGGGCUGGCCCUGUGCCCUCCUAUGGUGGGCAGCCAGGAACGGAUGGGGGGCAUCUCUUCCAGGACUUGGGCAUGCUCUCCCUGCCCAGAGAGAAAGCCGGCCACCCAGACCCUGCUGGCACCAGGCUCCAGCACAGCUUGCGGCUCCCCGGUGACUACAGGGACAUGGAGGAGAGGGAACAGCCAAUGCCCCUGGCUGCCCAGCCACCCCCUGCACAGACGGAUGCUGUGCUGAAGAGACUGGCCUCCCUCCUGGCCAGCUACGGCCUGGGGCUGCCAGAGCUGAGCCCCCAGCAGCUGAGCAGCCUCUCUACCCUCCUCCAGCUGCUCCAGAGCUCUGGUGUUGCUGGCCCUGAAGUGCCUACAGCGAAACGGGUGGGUUUGCAGCAGGGUGGUGGUGGAGGAGGUGCCAUGCCGAAGGUGAUGGAGGGGGACAUGCAACAUGGAGAGGAGCCAGUGCCCCCUUCCUCCACAGUGCUGCCCACCAAUAUCCCAGCCAGCAGCUCCCCAGGUAACAGGCUGAGGGACAGGAUGGUGUCCUCGCCAGCCCCCCGGGUAGAGCCACAGCGGGGACAAGGUGGGGACACACUCAGCCCCAGAAAGCCAAUCGCAGUGGAGAAAAAGAGCUACACAGAGGCGAAGUACAGUGGGGCACAGCAGGGCAUGCGCCCACCGGAUGAGUAUGGCUACAUCAUCACAGAUCAGAAGCCCCUGGGGCUGGCCGCUGGUGUGCAGCUGCUGGAGCUCCUCGCCAAGCGCCUCCACCUCUCCACGGCCAGCUUCAUCAACAUCAGUGUUGUGGGCCCUGCGCUUACAUUCCGCAUCCGGCAGAACCCCCAGAACCUCUCACUGGCGGACGCAGCCAGCAAGGCUGAGCAAGUGAAGGCAGAGCUGGAGGCACAACUAGGCCUGAAGAUCGUGCAAACAGGAGUGGGAGAGGUAGGAGUAAGGCAUGCCUGUCCCUCGGGGCUGGGGCAGCUGGGAACAGGGCAGUGGGGGUGCUGCCACCAGCGAAACGAGGCUGCUGCCUACUCGCACCCAUCCCACUUCGGGGACGGCUUCCACUCGGUGCUGCUGACCUUCAUCGCGCUGGCUUGCGUGGCAGGCAUCGCCAUCGCGGCCGCUGCAGCCUUCUGCCUCCGGCGCCACGCCAAGCAGCGGGAGAAGGAGCGCCUGGCUGCCCUGGGGCCUGAGGGUGCUGCCGACACCACCUUCGAGUACCAGGAGCUGUGCCGCCAGCACAUGGCUGCCAAGUCACUCUUUGGUCGUGCCGAGGCACCGGCGGAGACCUCACGGGUCAGCAGCGUCUCGUCCCAGUUCAGCGAUGCCCCGCAGCCCAGCCCCAGUUCCCACAGCAGCACGCCCUCCUGGUGUGAGGAGCCCGUUCAGUCCAACAUGGACAUCUCCACCGGACACAUGAUCCUGGCCUAUAUGGAGGACCACCUCCGCAACCGGGACCGGCUGGCCAAGGAGUGGCAGGCUCUCUGUGCCUACCAAGCUGAGCCCAGUGUCUGCUCCAUUGCCCAAAGUGAAGCCAACCUGAAGAAGAACCGCAACCCCGACUAUGUGCCCUAUGACCAUGUGCGGAUCAAGCUGAAAGCUGAGAGCAACCCGUCCCGCAGCGACUUCAUCAAUGCCAGUCCAAUUAUCGAGCAUGAUCCACGGAUGCCAGCAUACAUCGCCACGCAGGGGCCGUUGUCCCACACUAUUGCUGACUUCUGGCAGAUGGUGUGGGAGCACGGCUGCACCGUCAUCGUCAUGCUGAGCCCGCUGGCCGAGGACAGCAUCAAGCAGUGUGACCGCUACUGGCCGGAUGAAGGCUCUUCUCUCUACCACAUCUAUGAGGUGAACCUGGUGUCGGAGCACAUCUGGUGUGAGGAUUUCCUGGUGCGCAGCUUCUACCUAAAGAACGUGCAGUCGCAGGAGACCCGCACCCUGACGCAGUUCCACUUCCUCAGCUGGCCGGCCGAGGGCAUCCCUGCCACCACCCGGCCCCUCCUCGACUUCCGCAGGAAGGUGAACAAGUGCUACCGGGGUCGCUCCUGCCCUAUUAUUGUGCACUGCAGUGACGGUGCAGGCAGGACCGGAACGUACAUACUCGUUGACAUGGUUCUGAACCGAAUGGCCAAAGCACCCUUCUCCCCCUCUGCCCCAGGGGUGAAGGAGAUAGACAUAGCUGCUACAUUGGAGCACAUCCGAGACCAGCGGCCUGGCAUGGUGCAGACUAAGGACCAGUUUGAGUUCGCGCUGACAGCCGUGGCUGAGGAAGUGAAUGCCAUCCUGAAGGCGCUGCCGCAGUGAUGGCAGAGCCCUGCCCUCUUGUCUUCCCCCAUGCACCCUGGCUUCACGUGCUUUCCUCGCCCUGCCCAUGGGGCUGCUCUCCCUGUAAAAUGCUGUCUGUGCUGCUGGCUCUGUUUCUGCCCCCCCAGGUCCCCCUGCCCCUCUCCCCAGGGACACAGGGCUCAGACCCUCAGUGUGCGGUGCACAAAACCCCAUUGCCCCCACUGCCACCGCAGAGGGAACUGGGCUCGUGUCUCCUAGCCCCUGCAGAGGGCACCAGGUGAUGCUGCUGGGAGUUGGCUGUAGGGCCCCCCCCAAGCCGCUCAGCUCCUUCCCUGUGCCCAUGCUGGGGGGCGGAGUACUGGAUGCAAGGGGGCCUAGCCCAGCCCCAGGUCCCCUCUGUGUGCUCCCUGCCUUGUCACUUAAGCAGAAGAGAAAUUUCUAGAGAAAUAUAAUUUUGUAUCUUGAUGUGAAUAAAGUUCUCGUGUCACGUUCGUGCAGCUGCA